AGUCUGACAUCCGUCUCUGUCAAUUACGCCAACUGUAAUAGCGGCAACUGUAAAGACCACCAACGAUAAAAACUCCUACCAAAUUAAACCAACAUUUAAUUACGUUAGCUCCCUGUUUUCUCAACUAAAAUGUAUCCCUCAUUUAAGACUUUCAACAAACAUACUAAGAGCAUCUACACCUCUCUCCAUUAUUACCACAGCUCUUCCUGUUCUCUACUCCGCGAUCAGUAUCCUUAUCUAUUCUUCACGCGUUUUAAAGCUCCCCCUAAUUCUUCUUUCUCUCUUUCGUCUCUUGGUUUUGCCUCUAGCUUCUCUUGUUCUCGUUUUUACUCUUCACAAGAUUGUCGCACAUUUAUGGAGGUGGUCAGAUCAGUUUAUAAACAGGGAAGUGCAGCUGCAGAUAGCAUUGCUAUUAGAGCUGAUCAAAAGAGUUACACUUAUGCACAACUUAUAUCAUCUGCAUGGAAUGUAUCUAAUUUGUUGUGUAAUGCUGGAUUAAAGACUGCUGAUGGUGUAGGAGAAAAUGGGCAACUUGGUGGAGCUCGAAUAGGAAUUGUGGCUAAACCUUCAGCUGAAUUUGUUGCUGGAGUAUUAGCAACUUGGUUUAGUGGAGGUGUUGCAGUUCCCCUCGCACUUAGCUACCCUGAGACUGAGCUCUUGCAUGUGAUGAAUGAUUCAGAAAUAUCUAUGGUACUGAGUACUGAAGAUUAUUGUGAGUUGAUGCAAAAUGUUGCUGCUAAAAGUGCUGCUCAAUUUUCCAUCAUUCCAUCUGUUGCCAGUUUUCCUUCACAGACAAGUGCACAUUGUCAUUCACAAAUUGGAGCAGUGGAUGCAGAUAGAGGUGAAGAUCCUGCCCUGAUUGUCUAUACAAGUGGCACAACAGGUAAACCUAAAGGUGCUGUUCAUACUCACAAAAGUAUCUUUGCGCAGGUUCAAACCUUGGCAGAAGCUUGGGAGUAUACAUCUACUGAUCAGUUUCUCCAUUGUCUACCACUGCAUCACGUUCAUGGACUUUUCAAUGCUCUAUUUGCCCCUAUUUAUGCAGGUUCUACGGUUGAGUUUAUGCCAAAAUUUAGUGUGAGGGGAAUCUGGCAAAGAUGGCAGGAAUCAUAUCCAUUAAAUGGGAAUAAGGCGGGCGAUGCUAUAACAGUGUUUACAGGAGUUCCAACCAUGUACACUCGAUUGAUACAAGGUUAUGAAGCAAUGAACCCAGAGCUUCAAGCAGCCUCUGCCUCUGCUGCAAAACAACUUCGGCUAAUGAUGUGUGGCUCCUCGGCACUUCCUCUUCCUGUCAUGGAACGGUGGGAAGCCAUCACUGGACACCGUCUUCUGGAAAGAUAUGGCAUGACUGAGUUUGUCAUGGCAAUAUCGAAUCCCUUCAGAGGUGAACGGAAGGCAGGCACCGUUGGCAAACCAUUUCCUGGAGUGCAGGUGAAGAUUGUACAAGAUGACAGUGAAAAUGAUACAACUGGGGUGGGUGAACUGUGUGUCAAAAGCCCUUCAUUGUUCAAGGAGUAUUGGAAACUUCCUAAGGUAACCAAUGAAUCAUUUACUGAUGACGGCUUCUUCAAGACCGGGGAUGCUGGUAAAAUAGAUGAAGAUGGAUACUACGUCAUUUUGGGACGUACAAGUGCUGAUAUUAUGAAAGUUGGAGGAUAUAAAUUAUCAGCAUUAGAAAUUGAAUCGACUCUUUUGGAGCACCCAGCUGUUGCAGAAUGCUGCGUUUUGGGUUUGCCGGACAAAGAUUACGGAGAUGCUGUGAGUGCAAUUGUAGUGCUAGAAGAAGCAGCAAAGAGAAUUAGAGAGGAACAGUCGAGGCCCCCUCUAAGCUUGGAAGAACUCUGUGACUGGGCUAAAGACAAACUUGCACCAUACAAGCUUCCUAGUCGAUUGUUCUUGUGGGACUCGCUGCCUCGUAAUGCUAUGGGAAAGGUGAACAAGAAAGAGCUCAAAAAAGUGCUGGCUGCUGAACAGUAAAUUUAUUUGGUCAAAGGCAACGCCUUGAUAUAUGGUGCUUUCUAGUUUGAAGCAGAACUGGGGAAGUCCUUAGCUUUUAUCAUUUUUCCCUCAGGAAUGCUGGGAUAUACUACAGAAACACAUAUGAAACUUGGAGAGUAUCAGAGAGUUAGUUUAGCCUGAUAUCAACUAGUUUCCAGUCUUUAUGAGAGGAUAUAAUUAUUUAAUUUCUUUGUGGUUUAUCCAAGUGAUUGGAUGUAUGCCACUAUAUCCCAGUUAGAUAUGUUAGAAUUCAAAUGGGUCAAGCCUCUACUUGAUUGACUUGUAAAUCUCAAGUUAUUGCGAGCAGCUUACGAAUAUGCAAUAAGAAAAGACAAAAAUUAAAUAAUACAAUCUGAUUACUAUUUUGUUGUA
This is a messenger RNA of Ricinus communis (castor bean), 2370 nucleotides long. RefSeq names its product probable CoA ligase CCL8. Gene Ontology annotation, molecular function: medium-chain fatty acid-CoA ligase activity. NCBI's taxonomy places the organism in Eukaryota, Viridiplantae, Streptophyta, Magnoliopsida, Malpighiales, Euphorbiaceae. Gene Ontology annotation, biological process: fatty acid metabolic process. The record is from RefSeq and is a predicted model, not a curated record. The coding region runs from base 130 to 1977 and encodes 615 amino acids. The transcript is spliced from 17 exons.